AUGGCGCCAAAGAUCCAACAAACUAAGGCCGCUAAAGCUGCUGCUGCCUUGGCCGGUGGUAAGAAAGGUAAAAAGAAGUGGAACAAGGGUAAGGUCAAGGACAAGGCUCAGCACAUUGUCAUCUUGGACCAAGAGAAAUACGACAGAAUCUUGAAGGAUGUCCCAACCUACAAGUACGUUUCCGUUUCCGUUUUGGUUGACAGAUUGAAGAUUGGAGGUUCGCUUGCCCGUGUUGCUUUGAGACAGUUGGAGGACGACGGAAUCAUUACCCCGGUCUUGAAGCACUCCAAACAAGCCAUCUACACUCGUGCUCAGUAA
Molecule: messenger RNA, 318 nt
Organism: Lodderomyces beijingensis
Lineage: Eukaryota; Fungi; Ascomycota; Pichiomycetes; Serinales; Debaryomycetaceae
Source: the annotation of a GenBank genome assembly